ACCACCACCCCCACCGUGCCGCGCCACGCCACGCAACCCCGGCCGGCAUCGCGUCAGUGCCUUGACUGUCGCAUCUGCCGACGAGGAGGGGCCCCCGGAUCUCCACUAUCCGCCGGUCGGCUGCUGCUGUAUCCCCGUCAGCUUUACGGCAGGACCCCCCGGGCGCGGAUGCGUGUGAGCGGUGGUCUUCUCACCUCCCCCGAGGCGCACGAUCGGCUUCUCUUCAACAUGAGAGGACCUUAACGGGGUGUUUCUUUCUUUCUUUCGGCACACAGCUGAACGUGGGUACAUUGUCCGGGACGCCGAAAGAGGAGCAUGUAACCGGGAGGAACGCACCGGCGGCGCUCACCACCACCUGACACUUCUGUCUCUGUCUCGCUCCUUGUUUUGUCCCAGCCAGAGGCGUCUCGAUGUGCUGACUGAGCGGUCGUUUCGUCGUUUUUUUUUGGAUAUUACCUUGCAGCAAAAUGAGCGAAGACGUGUCCGAGGUCCACAAAGAGCUUCUAGAGAGUGUGAAGGAUGCAGUGGGGAGAAAGGUGAAGCUGUCACUCAGGAGGAAAGUCAAACUGGAGAUCAAAGGAGACAAGACGGAGAACAGAGUCCUGGCCCUGGCGUCUCACCGAACUUACCUCUUGACCGCGCGCAUUCCUGCCAAGGUGGAACACUCCUUUAAUUACCUGGAGAUCCAGGGGAUCGCUUGUAACAAGCCUACACAGCUGUUCGUCGAGUAUGAGCGCGGCUCGUUCUCUCUGAAGCUGCUCUCUACAGAGGAGGUCAACGAGGUGGUCGCUCACAUAGGAAACUGUCUGCUCAGGAUAUGUCCCGGCCUACAACCUAGUAAAGUGAUGAAGAAGCUCUGCAUGGAACCUCCAGACAGGCUGAUCUCUCUGCAGAAUCUGUGGGAGAACAACAAGCCUGCUGAGCCUGGACCUUGUGGUGGGUUUUCUCAGAUGUACAGAUGCGUCUGUGACUGGUUGGGGCUGCCUCACAAGGAAGAGGUGCAGUGGGAUGUGGACACCAUCUAUUUGACCCAGGACACCAGAGAACUUAACCUGCAGGACUUCAGCCAUCUGGAGAACCGAGAUCUGGUGGCAAUAAUAGCAGUGCUGGAGUUUAACCAGUGGUUCACCAAGCUCUCCACCAAGGACUACAAACUGUCUGCAGAUGUGUGCGAGCAGAUCCUUCGGGUGGUGUCUCGCUCCAGUCGUCUGGAAGAGUUGGUUCUGGACAACGCAGGACUCAAAACUGAUUUUGCCCAGAAGCUAGCUGCUGCCCUGGCCUACAACCCCAGCUCAGGACUCACCACCAUUAAUCUUGCCAACAACCCAUUGGAGGACAGAGGUAUCUCCUCCCUCGGUGCUCAGUUUGCCAAACUCCGGUUGGGGCUCAAGCAUUUAAACUUUUCAAAAACCUCACUGUCGCCCAAAGGGGUGAACAGCCUUUGUCAGUCACUCAGUGCCAACCCCUCUAUCCCCAGCAGCCUGGUCCAUCUGGACCUCUCAGGGAAUGUCCUCCGGGGGGACGACAUUCAGCAUUUCUACCACUUCCUGGCUCAACCCAACAGCCUGGCCACCCUGGAUCUCUCCAACGCUGACUGCUCUUUGGACCAGGUUUGCUCAGCUCUGCUGCGAGGCUCCGUCGAACACCUCUCCGUUCUUAAUGUGUCAAAGAGCGUCUUCCCUCACAGGAAAGGCAAAGAGGUGCCUCCGUCAUUUAAGCACUUCUUCAGCAGCACCAUGUCUUUGAGCUCCAUUAACGUGUCAGGAACCAAGCUGCCACCGGAGGCCCUCAAAGCUCUCCUGCUUGGUCUGGCCAGUAACCUCAAUCUGAAGGAUGCGUCUCUAGAUCUCAGCUGCUGUGAGCUUGGCCAUUGUCUGCGGUCCGGAGGCUCUCAGAUCCUUGAAGGUUGUAUUGCCGAGAUUCCGAACAUCUCCAGCCUUGACAUCUCUGACAACGGCCUGGACUCGGACCUGUCCACUCUGCUGGUGUGGUUGGCCAAGAACAGAUCCAUUCGACACCUGUCUCUGGGGAAGAACUUCAACAACAUCAAGUCCAAAAACCUCGCGCCCGUGUUGGACAGCUUGGUCCAUAUGAUUCAGGAAGAGGAGUCGCCCCUCACCUCUCUGUCUCUCGCAGACUCCAGGCUGAAGAGUGAUCUCACCAUUGUUCUGAACGCCCUCGGCAGCAACUCCUCGCUAACCAGGUUAGACAUCAGCGGAAACGCCAUGGGGGACAUGGGAGCCAAGAUGUUGGCCAAAGCGCUACAGAUCAACUCCAAACUCAGGACUGUGAUCUGGGACAGGAACAACGUCAGCCCUCAGGGUCUCCAGGACGUAGCAGCCGCUCUGGAGAAGAACUUUACUAUUCGUUUCAUGCCCAUCCCCAUCAUCGAUGCCUCGCAGGCUCUGAAGGCCAGUCCUGAGAAAACAGAAGACGCCUUGUUGAAGAUUGAGAAUUAUCUCUACAGGAACCAUGAAACAAGGAAAUAUCUCCAGGAACAGGCUUAUCGGCUGCAGCAGGGCAUCGUAACCACAACCACACAACAGAUGAUUGAUAGGAUUUGUGUGAAGGUGCAGGACCACCUGAACUCUCUGAGGAACUCUGAGACAGACGCCAUCUUGGAGGACGUCAGGUCAGCAGAGAACCUCAUCAAAGAUGCAAGAAACUCCAAAACGCUGCUCCCUAACCUCUACCACCUAGGGUCAGCUGCCAGAGAGGAGGUGAACAGCUCGUCAGUGGGACCCAUCCAGGAGAAGCUGGAGUCUAUGGCCGGGGAGGUGACUAACGUCAUGGACCAACAGCUACAGACUCUGCUGGAGUCGAUGGUGGACGCAGCAGAGUCUCUGUGUCCCCAUGUGAUGAAGAGGAGUAGUCUUCGUCCAGAGCUAAUAAAGGCCAGCUCGGCCAAGAUGGUGGUACCCAAAAGCUUUGUCACUAAAACCCUCCUGGAGCAGUCUGGGGUGGAUAUCAUCAACAAGAUCAGUGAGGUGAAACUGAGUCUGGCGUCUUUCCUGUCUGAUCGCAUUGUUGACGAGAUUCUGGAGGCUCUUUCUACUUCACAACUCACUCUGGCAGACCACCUGGUGCGGCGCGGUCGCCCUUUGGUACGGCAGGAGUCUGUGGAUCUGGACGUCCCGGAGGAAAAGAUUCCAAAAAGAGCGUCGACCGAGAUGCUGGAGGCCGAGAGGCUGGAGGAUCUAGAGACCUGCAUGAUUUUGUGCUGCACCAGCAUGACUCCUAAAUCCAAGAGGAAGAGCAUCCACAGCAGAAUGCUUCGGCCAGUGUCGCGUGCAUUUGAGAUGGAGUUUGACCUGGACAAGGCCCUGGAAGACGUCCCUAUCCAUGUGGAAGACGCUUCAACUUUAUCUCAAACUCCACCCACUCCGUCUCAGGUUCAUCCAAAAUCGGAGCACCGACCGCCAGUAGGGAUGGUGGAGCUGCCGUCCGAAGAGGAAAAGAAGCUGCAGCACUUCACCAAACUGCGACCACGACGGAACAAGAAAAUGCAUUCCAGCAAAAUACCUGAAAUCAACAGCGCCGCCUCUCAGGAUGGGGAGCAGAACGGCCUAAUGGGAAGGGUGGACGAAGGUGUGGACGAGUUCUUCUCUACAAAAGUCACCAGGAUGGACUCCAAACGUUCCAAGAGUUCCGAAUCUCAUGAUGGAGAGAAGAAAAAGAGUAAAGGAGGAUUCCUCAACCUCAUAAAACGUUCCUCCAAAUCAGAAAAGGCAGAUAAAUCAGACAAGUCCGAAAAAAAUCAGGCGACACCCCCAGUUUCAGGUAAGUCAGAGAAAACCCAGGCGACCAAUCCAGCUUCAGGUUCAUCCUCGGCCACAGCCGCCCCGACGCCGGCUUCCAUUCCAGAGGAGCCGUCUUCACCAAAGGUGUCAGUGAAGAGCCCAGCACCUGAGCCAAAGUCCAGAGAUGCCUCCAGCCGCUCCCAGCCCACCGACUACAGCAGUAGCUCGGACCGCUCAGAAGAGCUGCGGACACCAGACUCCAUGGACGAGCCCUGGGAGUGUUCAGACGGCCGCGGCAGCCCCCAAGGAAGCCGGCGGUACCAAGGGAUGCAAAUGAUGGGCAGCGGCCUCCUCGCCGAGAUGAAGGCCAAGCAGGAGAGGAGGGCAUACAAGUCUUCAAGCCCCGACAGACCGGACAGCAAUGCAACAGCCAAGCCCCCGCCCGUCAUUUCAGAAAGCCGGUCUCCCAGUGGCUCGAUUAACCAAUCAGACGCGGCGACGGGUCCUGCAGAGAAGCCCCCUCCUCGUGCCGAGGCAAAGCCCGACCCGGCCCGUCGUCUCAGGGCUACUUCCUCCUCUAGUUCUCCCGGGGGGCAAGUAAGUCCCAAACCACCAAUGCCGCAGGGAGCAAAGCCCGCCCUGGCUGCCCGACCCACCAUCCUCCAGAAGCCACGGACCGGGAGCAGCAGCAGCAGCAGCAGGAGGAGCAUAGAUGAGACGUCCGAUUCCCCGAGCAGUGGUGGUGUCUCUGCUAAGGUCACGGUUCUUCCUACCCCGCUGAAGAGGACGGUGUCACAGAGAGACAAAGAGGGACAGUCGGGCGGCUCUAUGAACAAAACCACUCAGGAUGGGAGGGCGGGGUUUGUGUCAGACUCGGCUCAGCGACCAAACCGCCUUCGUACCAACUCUGAGGACCACGGCUCCAUCAAGAUAAAGGAUCAAUCUACAAAAACGGACAAAGCGGCGGGCAAAAAAUCCUCGGACUCUGGGGAGGAAGCCGACAAAGACUUUAUUUUAACAGUAAACACCUGUUAACAUGAAAAAGCAACUAAAGAGGUUCUAUAAUCAUGCAUUGAUACAUUUUCAUUUAUACUGGCGGUGGUUUUCAGUCCGAUCCCAAAGUAAAGAUCCUCUUUGCUUUGCAGGAAGACCUGCUGUUGCAUCAUGCAGUAAACCGUUAGAACUAGCAUUUGGUUGUCUAUGAUAAGGCGAAACCAACAAUAUUAACACAGUGGGAAUAACCUCAGUAAGCUCUUGUAGUCAUAACUUGUCACCUAGUAAAGCAACCCGUGCCAAGUCUCAAAGAGCUUCCAUUUCUGACACCUUUUUCUCCUUUUUUCAUUCCUAAUCUCUGCUGUCAGGUGAAAAUCUGAUGUCUCUUAAAGAAUAACCUUUUCAGGAUUUGAGGACACUGAUGUUGAAGCAUAUUCAGCAAAGUAGUACUGAAUCUUAAAUGAAGUUUGCUCUGGAACCAGUAAACUCUUUGUGCAAAAGACAGAGACCGACAGAGAGAGAAGGACUGUGAAACUAUGAGUGUACAUUUCACUAAAAGCUUGUCUCCCAGGGACCAAACACAUGUAACAAUGAUAUCAGGAUCAUUGUACUGUACUUGAACUAAAACAUCCAACCAGAGCAGGACCCCACAGCAAUUGUUUCCAUCAAUAUAUUUGUAUAGAUGAUUUUUCUAAAUGUUAUUCUCAUUAUGUGCCAGUUACUUUUCUCUGGACUUCAGUGGUGACUGAACCCAUUAUGCAACUCAUCUUGUUGGGUUUUUUUCCCAGGAAAACACGGGUUUAGCUGAGAAUCUCAGCCCACCAUAAACAUAAACACACAUUUCACAAUUGAUGUAGCCUGUCUAACAGCAAAAAAACACCAGUCCUUUAGAGCAGACCGACUGGGCUUAAAGUCGGCUGGGACACAUGAAACCGCCUGUCUGCACUCUGCUUUGUCUCUUUGUGGGAGAGCUGCAGUAACCACAUGAAGUGUUGUACUGCAACUACCACUGAUAACUAAUCAAUAUGGCUUAAGCACUGUUAACUAACACUGUUCUCUUUGUUCAGACACUGUGGAAAAAAAUCAUUUACUGUAUCUAUGAUACCUUUAAACCGUGGAUGUCUAUUUUCUGCUGUUUAUGGCGGAAGUGAGUAUGUGUCUGUCAAUAAAGAGCCAUAGAGAGGCCCAUCAUAAAAAGGUUUAAUGGUUAAUAAAGUAACAACAGCUUUCUAUGUAGCUGGAACUUAACUUAAAAAAAACAAAAAAAAACAAAUGUUAACCACUUCUAAACUCACACAUACUCUAAAUUGCUCUUAAAGACAGAUUCAUACCUCACUUCUAGUAACACUUGUUGAUCAAUAUUAUUAUGAUCAAUGAUUAAUAUUAUGACAGAAAAAAUCUUCAGUCUUCUCUUUGUAUGAAAGCUGGAUACUGAGGAAACUCAGCUUUCAAACACUUUCAUGGAUUUCAAAUUCAGCUCAUUUUCAAUUUGUUCUGUACGAAGACAAGUUUGGAACUUCAAACUAUAAGGAUCUGGCAUUUGUUAAAACCUGAUUGAGAAAACCGUGUCUGAAGUGAACGUAAAGCGUAGCUAGAUUCUCACCACAGGGACCUUUUGGCUGUUCCUGACCUGAACGCUAUUCAAGACAACAAGGACACACGUCGGUCUCAGGCCGAUUCCCCUCAUCGCUGUCUUUUGCCAGCAAGGAAUGCCCUUUUCACACUGCUACACAGUCGACAUACAAGUUCUACAGAUCAUGUCCAAAACCAUUCAUCUCAUCAUCAAUAGACAAAGGUUAAAAAAAGAAUUCAGAUUUUGUCGACCGAUACCUCUUAUCUGCAGUUUGUAUGCCUAGCGUUGCUUUGAAUAGAUAAAGAGGUUUAGCCGUGUCAUUAAAUUAUGUCUUAUUCUUCUCAUAUUGGUGUUGCUAUACUUAUCAGUUAACACCCAAGUUGUGAUUAAGACUGAGAAAAAGCAAACAAACAUGGAGGCCUCACAUCAGUCAAUCAUUUAAGGGGAAUUACAUACAUUUACUGGAUAGAAUGCUAUAAUGUCAUUGGACGUCCUUUUCCAAUUACCUUAGCAGUCGUACAAAGUAAAGACAGAAAUGCUCAUCGCAAGUCAGCAACAUAAUAAUCUUCCUGACUUUUGUUCUACGUGAUGUGAACGCAGCAUUAAACCCUGUAAAUACCUGAAUGUGAGACCCAGCAGAUGCUUCAUUAUCUGUCUAUCUGUGCUACAGCAUUAAUAUUUAAUGUAAGCCAGCCGUCGCUCUUCAUGCCCGGUGUGAAAAGGGCACAACUGGUGUGUGUUUUGUUGUAUUGUCCUAUUCUAGUCAGAGCCAAAAGUCUUACUGGUGCACCUUGACCCAUGACGUCUUUUUUUCAAGAUUACGAUGAGAUUUUACUUGUUUGUCUCUCGUCAUUCCUCAGAAAUAACACAAGUUUCUUCUGUAAGUAGUUCAUUUAGUGUUAGAUGUCAACAACUGCUUCAAAUUACAGCCAAAGUUUCACAACUGAAGCAUUUCUUCUAGGUUGAGCGGUGUUCCAGGAUACUGGAUAAAAUGCCGCUGCAUCCUUUGCAAUAUGUUUAAAGCAAACGGGGCUGUGAGCUGGAUUGUUUUUGCCAUAUCCAAAUGGAAGGAAAUCUGUUUGGGAUUUCAGAAGCAGCUGGCUGUGUUUCUGUUGUGCGAAAGCCUGAUGAAUAAUUUGAAACUACUUCAUUUCUGUUAAAAAUAACCAGAAGCGCUGAGUCUUGACUCCUACGUCGACCUGUGUGUGACUGCAUGGUGUGGCUGUGAGUUGUACUGUAUGUAUAUACGUGCUUUCAUACAUGUAGGAGUGUGUGUGUGUGUGUGUGUGUAGAUAUGCAUGUGUAAUACACGCACAUGCAAUACACUAUGACACAUUCACACCCCUAUGUGAGUACAGCAAAAACCUAUUUUGUUUUGGUACUAAGUACACUACUAUACUAGGGGUUUGUUUUGUAAGUUAUUUGGAAUAAAAAGAAACAGUGGACGGUGAUGUAUUGAUCAUUUGUUGUUUUUAUUCUUGUACAUUGUGUUCAUAAAUGUAGUAAUUAUUUCAUUGUAUGUAUUAAUUUGCUGUUACAUGUAAUACGUUAAAUGCUACUUUCAUUAUGAUUUAAAAAAAUGAAAUGAAUGCAAAACCUUUCCCUGAGCUGGAAAAACUGAAUGCAUAAAAAAAUGACUUGUUUGCUCAUUAUCAGUCCUAAUAGGUUAUUUGUUCCAGUUUCUCAUGGCUCAAUAAAAUCCACUAAGUCAUUGUG
Molecule: messenger RNA, 8022 nt
Organism: Gasterosteus aculeatus aculeatus (three-spined stickleback)
Lineage: Eukaryota; Metazoa; Chordata; Actinopteri; Perciformes; Gasterosteidae
Source: RefSeq, a predicted model, not a curated record